This is a messenger RNA of Laccaria bicolor S238N-H82, 216 nucleotides long. RefSeq lists its product as uncharacterized. NCBI's taxonomy places the organism in Eukaryota, Fungi, Basidiomycota, Agaricomycetes, Agaricales, Hydnangiaceae. The transcript has 2 exons. The record is from RefSeq and is a predicted model, not a curated record. Bases 1 to 216 code for a protein of 71 amino acids.
AUGAUGAAGAAUAUUAUAGAGAUGCUGGCAUACAGAUCCUCUGGGCUUUCUCCCUCCAUCUCGAGGCUAAAAAAUGCUUUGGUAUCUGAGCCUGAUAUGCUUUUUACUAAAGAGGACUUUGAAACCUUGCAAGCCACAUCUCUUGGUGACCUGGCAUUGACAAUGGUAGACAAGAAAGGAACCUACAUCUGGAAAGAUGGGAAUUGGAGAUUGUGA